AUGUUCCCCGUCCUCAAGAUUAGUGUCACGGGGCUGGACCCCAAUGCCAUGUACUCCCUCCUGCUGGACUUUGUCCCCACGGACAGUCACCGCUGGAAGUACGUCAAUGGGGAGUGGGUGCCCGCAGGCAAGCCAGAGGUCUCCGGCCACAGCUGCGUCUACAUCCACCCGGAUUCCCCCAACUUCGGGGCCCACUGGAUGAAAGCUCCCAUCUCCUUCAGCAAAGUCAAGCUGACGAACAAGCUCAACGGAGGUGGGCAGAUAAUGUUGAAUUCUCUGCAUAAAUAUGAGCCCCAGGUUCACAUAGUGCGUGUUGGAGGUGCCCAUCGAAUGGUGAUGAACUGCUCCUUCCCUGAAACCCAGUUCAUAGCUGUGACGGCCUAUCAGAACGAGGAGAUAACAGCUCUCAAAAUCAAGUACAACCCUUUUGCCAAAGCCUUCUUGGAUGCCAAGGAAAGGAAUCACCUCAAAGAUGUUCCGGAAGCCGUCUCUGAGAGCCAGCACGUGGCCUACUCUCACCGUGAGUUGGGCGAACACUGGGUGGGAUGCGCCUGGGGGGCACUGGGACCCAUUGCCCACCACACUCAGACGCUACCUGUCAUGAGUGCUCAUGGCCUGUUCCAGAGCUUCUCUCAAGACUCAACAGGUUAUUUCUUCCACUCGAGACAAGUGUAUGCCCUUUCCAGAAUUCCCAGAGAGAACUGGUGCUCCUGA
Messenger RNA from Leptonychotes weddellii (Weddell seal), 714 nucleotides. The record is from RefSeq and is a predicted model, not a curated record. NCBI's taxonomy places the organism in Eukaryota, Metazoa, Chordata, Mammalia, Carnivora, Phocidae.